Molecule: messenger RNA, 536 nt
Organism: Gallus gallus (chicken)
Lineage: Eukaryota; Metazoa; Chordata; Aves; Galliformes; Phasianidae
Gene: MRPL55
Product: mitochondrial ribosomal protein L55
Exons: 4
Coding region: 86-427 (113 amino acids)
Biological process (GO): translation
Cellular component (GO): mitochondrial large ribosomal subunit
Molecular function (GO): structural constituent of ribosome
Source: RefSeq, a predicted model, not a curated record
GACGUCACGCGGGGCGGCCAGGCGGGAGGCUGCGCCGCUGGGUUGCCCGCAAGAGGCAGCACUGCAUCCCCUUGCGCAGAGCACAAUGGCGGCUGUGUGGAGAGUGCUGAGCGCCCUGCAGCCCCGCUGCCUGCACACCGCCUGCGGCCACCGCAACUCCAACCGCACCUCCGUCACCCACCUCCGCCGCCAGGUGUACGGCCGCCUCUACCCGCUGCUGCUGGUCCGCACCGACGGCUCCACCAUCCACAUCCGCUACAAGGAGCCCAAAAGGAUCCUCAUGCUGCCCGUGGACAGCAGCACGCUGCCCGAGGCGGAGCGCAAGGCCCGGCUGCGGCGGCAGUUCCCCAGCAAGCUGCGGGCCAAGCAGGAGGAGGCCUUGGAGGAGCUGGACUUGGAGAAAUACAAGAAAUUUUGGAAGAAGUGAGGCACCGAUUUGGGGUCACCCUCCCCCCCCCCCCAAGACUCCCUGCCAAGAGGUGGCUGAUGGACACAGCUACAGAAAUAAACAGAAGAGCCAUUUUGUGAAGAAUUUA